This is a messenger RNA of Lodderomyces pseudojiufengensis, 915 nucleotides long. RefSeq lists its product as uncharacterized. Lineage: Eukaryota; Fungi; Ascomycota; Pichiomycetes; Serinales; Debaryomycetaceae. The record is from RefSeq and is a predicted model, not a curated record. The transcript has a single exon. Bases 1 to 915 code for a protein of 304 amino acids.
AUGUACAGAUGUUUUAUUUAUAUUCUACUAUUGAUAAAUAUAUUUCCAAAUGUAUUGGCAUAUUCAUUGAAUUACAAUAAUUCCUAUGAUUCAAAUAACAACAAUCAGUCUGAAAAUGAUUCCAAUACUUCAUUUUAUCAACAACAAUUAUCAAAAUUAAUAAUAACUAGAAUAAAUUCAUUACAUGAACUAUCAAUCUCAAAUUUUACAAAUAUUAAUAAAAUAUUUAAAUUACCGAAUAAUAAAAUUAUAAUUCAUUCAACAAAAUUAUCCAGUGCAACCACCCCCUUAUUUAAAAAUAAAUGGUUAUUGUUAAAAUCAUCAACACCCACCACAAAACCAAUAAAUUUCCCAAUAACUCAAUGUUUAAAUAAUCAAUAUGGAGAUGGAGGAUCAAUAGAUAUUCAAUCAACAAUAAUUACACAAUUUAUAAACACGGUAGAUUUAUCUUUGGGAUUAAAUGUUAUAUUUUAUUAUGAACUGAUUAUACAAUCUUGGGAAUUAACUCAAUCUAUUACAUGGAGAAAUUUAUAUACUUGUAAUGUACCUGAUGGAUUAAUUGGACAAAUUUGGAUUAGAAGUGAAGUUAUAAAUUUUGAUAUUAUUGAAUUAUAUAGUUUAGAAUUUGGUACUUUACUGAGAUUAAGUAAUAAAAUUUUUGGAAUUCGUUUUGGUGGUGAUGGUAGAAUUAAAUUAAAAUUUUUAAAACUGUUUCAAAAAAUUAAAAUGUUUAAACAACAUCAUCACUUCCAUGACAGAAUAAAUCAUAUAAAAGAUAAAGUGAAUGAAGUCAAUAAAAACCUUGGUCAGAACCAAAAAAGACCAAUUAUUUCAUGUAUUACAAAUUUUAAAUUAUUAGAUUGUGGUAGGAAAAAAAGUUAUAAAAAUUAUAAUUUAAAUAUUAUUGAUAUUUAA